This is a messenger RNA of Exophiala oligosperma, 3803 nucleotides long. Its product is annotated as NAD(P)(+) transhydrogenase (AB-specific), alpha subunit. Gene Ontology annotation, molecular function: NADP binding; NAD binding. The transcript has 9 exons. Gene Ontology annotation, cellular component: mitochondrial inner membrane. Bases 255 to 3572 code for a protein of 1105 amino acids. Lineage: Eukaryota; Fungi; Ascomycota; Eurotiomycetes; Chaetothyriales; Herpotrichiellaceae. The record is from RefSeq and is a predicted model, not a curated record. Gene Ontology annotation, biological process: NADPH regeneration; proton transmembrane transport.
GCUUGUCCCGUGCCCUCUGCCACGUUGUCUCCUCAGUCCUAUUCUAUCGCAAUUUCUUCAUCCCAUUCGUGUAACCUCCAUCAUUUCGGUGUCUGUUCAAGCCCUCAUCUCAAAACCAUGAUAUAGAAUUCGGGUCAUCGGGAGUACCAGGUUUUGACAUGCGCGUUCUUGCAUCAAUCUGCAGCUCCAGUUCCGAUCUUGCAAGGUUUACGGCGCCCCCUCGUCUGUCGGUGUGAUUACGCCAAUCAUCCAGCAUGGCUCACACUCUUUUCUCGACAUGUUCGUUGAACCUAUCGGCUAAACUAUCUACCAAGGGAUGCCUUGUGCGCCUCGAUCAAGCCCUCAGGCCGAGCGUCGUUCAUCUACGCGUGCGACAAAAUCAACACGCAAAGCACCAUGUUCAUUCGCGGGCACGCGGCCUUGUUCCGCCCUGGGUCCAAUCUAAUGCCCUGACGCGAAGUUCACCAAAAUCGGUUGUAGUAUGGACGAGAUCAAAGUCCGAGGUUCCCACCUCGUCGGUGCCGUAUACAGAGCUGACCUUGGGUGUUCCAAAAGAAACCCAUCCUGGGGAACGCCGCGUGGCUGUGGCUCCCCAAAACGUUCCCCUGCUUUUGAAGAAGGGAUUCUCAAGGAUCAUUGUUGAAAGCGGCGCUGGCGCCGAAUCUGAAUACCCGGACGAACUUUAUGAACAUAUGGGCGCCCAAGUGGUUGACCGUAAGACUGUCUUUUCCGAAAGCAACAUUCUUCUAAAAGUUCGACCACCAAACGUGGAAAAUGAGGUCCCCAUCAUUCGUCAGGGCGCGGCCUUGAUCUCCUUCGUUCAACCGGCCCAAAACAAGAAACUGGUCGAUGCUCUUGCUGAGCGUCACGUCACUACAUUCGCGAUGGACAUGAUUCCGAGAAUCUCACGAGCACAGGCGUUCGAUGCUCUCAGUUCUAUGGCUAACAUUGCUGGCUACAAGGCUGUUCUAGAGGCGUCUAAUCAUUUCGGUCGUUUCCUAACCGGUCAGGUCACAGCUGCUGGCAAGAUUCCUCCCUCGAAAGUCUUGGUCAUUGGUGCCGGUGUAGCAGGUCUCAGCGCUAUUACCACGGCUCGUCGAUUGGGAGCGAUCGUGCGUGGCUUUGACACCCGUUCGGCUGCUCGUGAACAAGUUCAAUCACUGGGUGCCGACUUUCUUGAGGUUACCGUCCAGGAGGAAGGUGCCGCAGCUGGCGGAUACAGUAAAGAAAUGUCCAAAGAGUUUAUCGAAGCAGAAAUGAAGCUGUUCAUGGAACAAUGCAAGGACGUUGACAUUGUCAUCACAACCGCCCAAAUUCCUGGCAAGGCCUCUCCAAAACUCAUCACGGAAAAAAUGGUCAGCGCCAUGAAACCCGGCUCUGUCAUUGUCGACCUCGCUUCCGAGGGAGGAGGGAAUUGCGAAGUCACGCAACCAGGAAAGUUGAUUGUCCACAAUCAUGUCACCGUCAUCGGGUACACAGACUUCCCAUCGCGACUUCCAACGCAAUCAUCCAGUCUGUACUCGAAUAAUAUCACGAAGUUCCUGCUAUCUCUUGCACCCCAGGACAAUGCAUUUGGUAUUGACAUGGAAGAUGAAGUCACCCGUGGUGCCAUCGUAACGCACAAUGGCCAAGUCAUCCCUCCUGCGCCCCGACCUGCACCACCACCGCCAUCGACACAACAGUCGCACGAACCUGAGACGAAACCGGUCGAGUUGACCCCAUGGCAAAAACAGACUCGACAGGUCGCAACCGUGACUGGAGGUAUGAGUGCUGCACUUGCGUUGGGAAAACUUACUAGUCCGUUGUUCAUGGGUAGUAUGUUCACUGCCGGUCUUGCUGGUUUAAUCGGAUACCGCUCCGUCUGGGGUGUGAUCCCGGCUUUGCACUCGCCUCUCAUGAGCGUGACCAACGCCAUCUCUGGGAUAGUCGGUGUUGGUGGAUUCUUCAUCAUGGGGGGUGGUUAUUUGCCCGAAACUGUGCCCCAAGCCCUGGGGGCGCUGUCCGUCUUGCUUGCAUUUGUCAACGUCUCUGGAGGCUUUGUGAUAACAAAGAGGAUGCUGGAUAUGUUCAAACGACCUACUGAUCCACCUGAAUACCCGUGGCUGUAUGCGGUCCCCGGUGUACUCUUUGGCGGUGGCUUUAUCGCCGCGGCAAGCACUGGAAUGGCUGGCCUUGUUCAGGCAGGGUAUUUGGUGAGCAGUCUGCUUUGCAUAGGUUCAAUUUCGGGUCUUGCGUCACAGGCAACCGCUAGAACUGGAAACUUGCUUGGUAUCCUAGGUGUAUUAUCGGGUAUACUCGCAUCGCUUGCGGCGGUUGGAUUCUCGCCUGAAGUGAUGACACAAUUUGGUGGAAUCGUAGCCGUCGGUGCUCUUGUUGGUGCUUUGAUCGGCAGGCGUAUCACACCUACCGAACUUCCACAAACUGUUGCAGCUUUGCAUUCAGUGGUCGGUCUAGCCGCCGUUCUUACCAGCAUAGGAUCUGUCCUUGCCCAUGUUUCUGACAUUUCAACGCUGCAUAUGGUUACUGCAUAUCUGGGUGUUCUUAUCGGCGGUAUAACGUUCACGGGUUCUAUCGUGGCUUUCCUCAAGCUUGCAGGAAGAAUGUCCUCACGUCCGACCAUCUUACCUGGUAGACAUUUGAUAAACUCAAGCCUUCUCGCCGCCAAUGCUGGUACAAUGGGCGCAUUCGUCACUAUGGCUCCUGGAGCACCGACUGUUGCUGCCAUGUGUCUAUCCGCCAAUACUAUCUUGAGUUUCGCCAAGGGAUAUACGACGACGGCGGCAAUAGGAGGCGCAGAUAUGCCUGUUGUUAUCACCGUGUUGAAUGCAUAUUCCGGCUUCGCACUCGUCGCCGAAGGUUUCAUGCUAGACAAUCCACUUUUGUUGACCGUUGGAUCAUUGAUUGGCGUGAGCGGUUCGAUUUUGUCUUAUGUUAUGUGCGUGGCGAUGAACCGAUCGCUAACAAACGUCUUAUUUGGUGGCAUCGCUCCUAUCGUACAAACUCCAGGACAGGAGAUUAAAGGUCAAGUUACAAAGACAACGGUAGAAGAGACUGUCGAAUCAAUGGCGAAUGCAGAAAGUGUCAUUAUUGUCGUCGGUUACGGUAUGGCUGUGGCCAAAGCACAAUAUGCAAUCGCCGAAAUCACGGCCCUACUCAGGUCCAAAGGAGUGAAUGUUCGAUUUGCGAUCCACCCGGUCGCGGGACGUAUGCCCGGACAGUGUAACGUCCUCCUGGCCGAAGCGAGCGUGCCAUACGACAUCGUACUCGAAAUGGAUGAGAUCAAUGACGAUUUCCCGGACACCGACCUCACACUUGUCAUUGGAGCCAAUGACACGGUGAACCCGAUCGCAUUGGAACCCGGUAGUCCCAUCGCGGGGAUGCCAGUGUUGCAUGCGUGGAAGAGUAAGAACGUCAUUGUGAUGAAACGAGGAAUGAGUAGUGGUUACGCUGACGUGCCUAACCCAAUGUUCUACAUGCCUGGUACGAAGAUGUUGUUUGGUGAUGCGAAGAGUACUUGUGACGCUCUCAAGGCGGCAUUGGAAACUAGAUACAAGGCACAAUUUCAUGUGUAAAUGUUGCAGUCGGCAAGAAUUUGGAAACCGAAGAGCAGGAAUGAGAACGAGAGGAGAGGAGAAAGGACUCGGGGCUUUGAAUGAUGAAUAUGUGAAGAUGGUCAUUGUGCUGAGCUUUUUGUUGUGUGUUCGCGCAGAAGAAAUAAAUAGUUUGCACAAUGAUUUUUGUUUUUGGUCAGAGACUUGAACAUUAUGAUUCAGUGGUAGUGCUAGAUGAGACACAGUAAAAAC